AUGUUUGCUCCAAAGACCUUGUUCUUCCGUUCUCUCGGAUCUCUCCAGGUAUUUUUUCAAUUUUAUUGCUCACUUUUGCCUUUAGAAGCGUCUAAACAGCACUUUGGUUGUGGCCGAGCAUGAUGAUCAGGCUUUGGGUGCGAUUACCCUGAACACGAUCACUGCUGCGCAGAAGAUCGGCCACGAAAUUAGCGUGCUGGUGGCUGGUGCCAACAGCAAGAAGGUGGCGGAGCAGGCGGCCAAGAUUCCGAAUGUUAAGCGGGUUUUGGUCGCGGAAGACGCGCAGCUCAAGGAUUUGUUGCCCGAACGCGUGACAGAAGUGGUUCUGGAGGCGCAGAAGAAGAACAACUUCACCCAUAUUUUGGCCGGAGGAUCGUCGUUCGGACGUGGGGUCCUUCCAAGAGUUGCCGCGAAGCUGGAUGUGAGCCCAAUCUCGGACAUCAGCGCGGUUCAUUCGCCCGACACCUUCACCAGAACCAUGUAUGCCGGAAAUGCGGUUGCUAAGGUAAGCACGGGAUAUUUUGAGUAUUAAAUUUGGUCUUAUUAGUUGGAUAAUGGACUGUUACUGCUUUAAAAAACUGUUUGGAGCAAAGUCAGAUCAACAUUAAGGUUGCCGGACCUUAUUUUAGAUUGUCCUUGGAGGUCUGAAUAAAAGUCGUGUAAAUGGGUUAAUAUUUUUGAUAAAAGUAAACCUUAUAUAUCAUUUGAAAGCUUAUUUCUUGCGGUUUUAGAAUUACUAGGUUAAAUUUUUUUACCUUUUGGGAUUUUUAUGUUAUUCAUCAUUGAAGUUGAGCACUUCUUUGGUCAUGGAUAAUAUCGCAAAAUCUUAGAUUUUUUGGCUUUUAUAGUAAAUUCAUGUGGUGUUCGACAAGUAAAAAGAUUUUACUCGAACUUUAAGCUUUUCUAGUUGUUUAAUUUAUAGUAUUAGACUUGUUAUUCCAAAAAUUUUUUAAAAAAUCCGAAUUUUUAAAACAAUUCCACCAUUCUAGGUAAAAUCCAGCGCCAAAGUCAAGAUUCUCACCGUGCGUGGAACUGCGUUCGAGGCCAGCGCCGCUGAUGGAGGCUCCGCCGCCACCGAAGCCGCCGAAGUUGGGAAAUUGAACACCGAAAUCAGCGAGUUCGUCAGCCAAGAGCUCUCCAAAUCCGAUCGCCCCGACCUCCAAACCGCGAGGAUUGUGAUUUCGGGCGGACGAGGCCUCAAAUCCGGCGACAACUUCAAGCUCCUCUACGAAUUGGCCGACAAAUUGGGCGCCGCCGUUGGCGCGUCGAGAGCCGCCGUUGACGCCGGCUUCGUUCCCAAUGACAUGCAAGUCGGCCAGACCGGAAAGAUUGUGGCUCCGGUAGGUUGGAUUUUCUUUUUUGAGCUUCCGUUUUUAGGAUCUCUACAUUGCUGUGGGCAUCUCUGGCGCCAUCCAACAUUUGGCUGGCAUGAAGGACUCGAAGGUCAUUGUUGCCAUCAACAAGGACAAGGAAGCGCCCAUCUUCCAGGUGGCCGACUUCGGCCUCGAAGCCGACCUCUUCAAGGCCGUCCCCGAACUCACCGCCGAGCUCAGCAAGUAA
Bursaphelenchus xylophilus (pine wood nematode) is the source of this 1560-nucleotide messenger RNA. Lineage: Eukaryota; Metazoa; Nematoda; Chromadorea; Rhabditida; Aphelenchoididae. The record is from the annotation of a GenBank genome assembly.